AUGCACUGGUGCAACCAUCGGCGCAGAUUCCCGCGGCAACGCCGCGCGAUGAAACCGCACUUACGUGGCCCCCAGCCCUCUCGCGUCCGAGCCUGCAAAACCACGCGCGCGCGACCGCCAUCGACGCCGGGCCCGCCUGGCAGCGCGACCGGGCGCGCAGGCAGGUUGCCGAGCACAUGCGCAAGACCGGGCAUGCGCGACCGCGUCGAACUACCAGAAGGCGUCUCGAUGGCCACUGUGGCCCCACACAGAGACCGCAACGCUGUGAGACGUGAGUCGUUCGUGAGAAGGGCUUCGGUGAAGGCGAAGCCGGCAAAGAAAGGAGUGGGGAGCAGGGAGGGGAGGGGAGACACGGUCCCGGCCACGCAUGCCCCUGCAUCGUGCCGCGCCGCGGCAAUGCUCCCGCGCCGUGGGACCGGAACAAGCCUGCCGCACGCCCAUGCAGGCCCAAGGAGGGUCGGAGGCUCGAACUGCACCGACUGGUGCAGCAGCCCUUCGCGGAGGUGGGGGAGGAGGAGGGAGGCUGGAGGAGGGAGGGAGGACGGAGGCGACGGCGGACAGGGAGGACGGGAACUGGAGGGGCACCCCAGCACAAAAAAAAAACCCUCGGCAGGCACGUGCGACCCCGAGCACCUGCCUGGAGGCACCACGCCUGGACUCCUGUGAACUGCGGCGGGCGACCGAGCCGCACACGUGCAGGAGGCUAGGCAACCACGGCCUGGAUCUGGCCGGCCCCCGCCUCACUCUGGCCCCGCGGCGGCGGCCCUCCCGCCUGCGACGCCCUGCCGCGGCGGGGCUGGCUGCCUCAGGCGCGUUCGGAAGGGGGCGGCGUCACGGCGUCCAGGAAGGGGGUCUUCGAAUCGUGGCGGGAAGCAUGU
Molecule: messenger RNA, 878 nt
Organism: Prorocentrum cordatum
Lineage: Eukaryota; Dinophyceae; Prorocentrales; Prorocentraceae
Source: the annotation of a GenBank genome assembly